Messenger RNA from Copidosoma floridanum, 2259 nucleotides. Its product is annotated as protein sneaky. NCBI's taxonomy places the organism in Eukaryota, Metazoa, Arthropoda, Insecta, Hymenoptera, Encyrtidae. Gene Ontology annotation, cellular component: membrane. The record is from RefSeq and is a predicted model, not a curated record.
AUGUCCAACCAAUUGCAUCAGGAAAGCAAUCCCCCGAAAAAAGAGCACGUCCUCGAGCGUUACCACGACACGAUAGCCCAGUACUAUCGGUCCAAGUGUCCCUCCUUGUACCGCAUAAUCAACGACCCGGCCGGACAACACGAGCGUACUCGCAAAUUCCUGAGGUUCGGGCUCGGCUUCACCCUGGGACUUUUACUGUACUUCUUCGUGAUCUCGGAUCUACAGCUGAACGCACUCGUCAGCAGAAUAUGCGGCGCCGCCUUGAUCGCCCUCCUGUCCCUGGGCUGCGCGUACUCGUUGCGAUUUCGGUGCAUCUGCCUGCUGACGAUACCAGGGUUGUUCGGCCGAGCCGGCCGGGGCGUGCUGAAAGCCCUGAUCCUCGGCUACGUGAUUGCCGGGCCCGUGUUGAACCUGAGCACCAACGCCAAGGAGGUGGUGCGGAGUUUCGCGUGCACGGGCCAACUGGUCGGCAACAUGACCAAGGCCAAGUACGACCUCAUGCUCGCGCCCUUCCGACAGGCCAUGAAAAACUUGAACGACAGCGCGGACGAGAUAAGGCGGACGGUGGGCUCGAUGGACGAGCUGAUACGGCCGAUCGCCCGGGAGAUCGAGGCCGAGGAAGACGAGGUGGAGUUCGAGGACCCUGGGGGUGGGACCGAUCUACCGGAGGAAGAAGAGUCGAGCGGCUACGACGAGGAGGAGGCGAGCGGCGAUUACACGGGGGAGGAAGAACCGAGCGGUGACUCGGAGGAACCACCCCCGUUACCGCGGAAGCGACGCGACGGUGAUAAAACGGAUGGCAAAAGCAGAGCCGCCGCCGAGUACGAGAAGGGCUACCUAAGGAAAAUAUCGUCCCGGUGCAAGAAACAGCUAAACCGCGGCUCCGAGACGUGCAGGGAAACAUUCAAAAACGCGUACAAUCGGUGCUACAAGAGCGUCACGUGGGUGGCCGGAUGGAUGCUCUGUUGGCCUAUGAAGCUAAACUUUGCCUGUAAUUUGGUCGAGACCUUGGGCGGCAACAAAGUCUGCGAUCCCGAGGGCAAGGUCGACGUCGGCUUCGGCGAAGGAUACGCAACCCUCAAAGAGACCCGGGACAAGUUGAACGAGAGCUUGUCGGAUGCGCGGAUCGAGUACAAGAUAGACACGAGGGCGAUCGCCCAGUCGGAGGUGAAGGACAUGGGUCGCGCGGCGGCCGGUGUCAUGCGAGACUUUGAGACGCGGAGGCGCUUCGUCGAAGGCGUCGUCACGUUCGUCAAGCGUUGCCUGUCGCUCGUAUUUUUGAAAAUCGUGUACAGCGCCACCGAGUAUCACUCCAAGUACUUGACGGACGUCGAGCACGACAACGUCUACGUGACGAGUUACUUCCGGCGCGUGGACGCGCGCAGGCGAGCCAGGGGCGCCCCGACGCUGCUGCCCCUCAAGAAACUCGAGAGGACCAAGCUGCUCGAUCCCUACACCCUCCGGCAGACCAGGGCCGAAAAGAGACACCUGUACGGCCAAACGGCCAGGCUCAUCCUCGAGGUAGUCACGGUUUCGACCUUUGUUUUGCUCGACAAGCUGCUGUUCGAGCUCCUCGACGUCAUCCGCAGACACGCGCGGCUCGAAAUCACCCAGACGGGCCGACACGACAUGUCGCUGGAGAUCCAGGGCCGUGGCCUCGUGGCCAAACUGGUCCGCAGUCUGGUGCGCGGCUUCAACCGCAAGCACCGGAUCUCCCAGCUGCUGACCAACGAAGCUUGCCUACCGCGGCCCAGUCGCGUGCCGAGCUCCAUCCUCCUCGUCAUCUACGGCGGCUACCUCCUCGUCUGGCUACUGCUGCUCCUCCAGGCCUACGGCCAACGGCUACGCCGAGUGAUAGCUGGCUUCUUCUACCACAGGCGCGAGAAACGGCGCGUCCUCCACCUGUACAACGAGAGCCUACGCCGCAGACGGGGCUUCCUGCGCUACGCCCGGUCCCGAGCGGCCCAGGCAGCCCGAGGCAGACUCCUCGCCCCGGAGGCCCGUUUCUGGCUGGAGCUGCGCGAGAACCGACCACGGCUCUGGACCUGGCUGCGCCGGCUCGGCUUGGCCCGGCUCGACUGCGUCGUCUGCGGCGACCCGGAGCCCCGCCGUGGCCAGCACCACACGUGCCGGGGAUCCAGCUGCUUGGCUGCCUACUGCGAGGACUGCUGGAAAGAUCUCGGGCGUAGCUGUUGGGCCACGGGUUGCGCACCGGGGGCACCCAGUGGCGGGGAUGACGACGAUUACGACGACGACUAG